AUCUAUCAGCGCCUCGUGGACAACGCGCUGUAUGGAGUUUUGAAAAUCUCGCGAUCUGGCGACGCUGAGGCCACAACGGAUGUGUUCCAGACCGGGAUCGCGGACGAUCCUGAUCGCGAGUCGGUGCUGGGUCGGAGAUCGUACAUCGACGACAUCAUGAUCGCGGCAGAAUCUGUAGCAAAGAGCUUUGGGGGCAUGGAUAAGGAAGGAUAUCUGGGACAUCGAGUGUCGAUCGGAGGUUUGGAGGCGAGCCCGAAAGACCUGAAAGCGUUGACCGAUCUGCCAUUCUCCGGAUCUCUGCGAUCUAUGCAGUCGUUCCUGGGCAGUCUGGUCUACUACAGCCGAUUCAUCGAAGACUAUGCGAUCUAUGCCUCGGUACUCUACGAACUACGUGAAGUGGAGUUUGCUGAACUGGAGAAACGAUCAGAUCUGAGAGAGAUCCUGGACCGGAAUGACCCGAUCCCUCGAGAUCACGACCCAACGGAACUGAAGUUGACAGGAUCAAUAGACGAGAGGUGGUUCAGGGCGCAUAGGGCCUUCAUCGCCCUGAAAACUAAGAUCGCGACGACCCCAAUCCUCCGUCAUUUCAACGAGGCGAGAACGCCGGUGGUUAUCGUAUAUGCCAGUGAUUAG
This is a messenger RNA of Phytophthora megakarya, 633 nucleotides long. Lineage: Eukaryota; Oomycota; Peronosporomycetes; Peronosporales; Peronosporaceae. The record is from the annotation of a GenBank genome assembly.